CCCGCCAUCGCCAAGCUCUAUCGCGUCUUUGUCGAGUCCCAGCCAGGAGUCCCUGACCAGCACUGAAAGCACGACUGCCUUUCACUUGCUGUCCCAAACCUGUCGCAGGCUCGCCAGGGGCCUUUCUCGUCCCUUCCAAUGUCUUACUACGAUAUUGACGCCAUCCUCACGGAUGCCGAGAAAAUCCCCUGCGAGUUCCAGAUCGACGUCCCCGAGCUCGGCUACCUCGACAACUCACCCUCGCAUGGCCUCAAGGCCGGCGCGCGCGUCAACCUCCCGCUCUGGCUGGCCGAGAUGCUCGCGCUCGCCAACACCUCGGACCCGAACGACCCGCGCGGCGCCGCCUCAUCCUUCGCGUCACUCAACCUCCCCUCCCCGCUCGCCGACGAGGUCGUGCAGGCCCUCAAGGCCGACCCGCGCAGCGUCCCGCUGCGCGACCGCAGCCCGCACUUUUACGCCCUCGCCGUCCGCAUCCUCGACCUGUUCGAGGAGCGCGACCUGGCCGCCGUCCUGCGCCGCAGCUUCGUCGUGCGCGCCGCCGACGUCGGGCUGCACGCCCGCAAGGCCGGCGGCGCUAGUGCUGCUGCCGCCGCCGCUGGUGGUGGCGGUGGUGGUGGUGGUGUCGGGACGGCUGGGGCCAAGAAGGAUGAGGGCAGCAACGUCGGACUCGGCGGCGUCAGCGAGGAGUUCCUGAGGGGCCUGGACGAGUGGGAGCGCGCGCUGUUCCGCAUGGCGCACGACGGCACAAAGGCCGGGCACGAGUGGAUGGACGCUGUCAAGAGGCGAUGAGCCGGAGACGGGUGUGCAGUAGCAAUAAAAGAUGAUGGGAAGAUGAGGGCAGCCUACCACCCCCUAACCUCCGUGUUUAUCGAAAGGCGGCUUUCCCCGCCGCAACGCUAUCGACAUGGUGGCCGGGCUGGGCUAAACACUCAUUCCCUUUUACCGAGACUGCAGAACUAGCGGGCGCCAUGGCCGGCGCCAGGAAUAGCUUGCCUCUUUGUCCCAAGGCCACAACCCCGGCCAUCGCUUUACCGGCCCACAUAGAUGCUUUCCACAUGUUCCCAAGCUUGGUCCUUUUGGGACCAUGGCUUAUGUGGCUGCUAUCUUCCCGGCGCCUCGUCAGCUCCAGACUAGUUUUUCUCCUAGCGUCUUUAUAGGUCAGGGUUAGUCCAGACGCGGAACUUUGGUAGAUUGCCCUACCCAAGCCCCUAUUGGUUGCCGCCUAGGCAGCAACACGCAGCUAUGUAUUCAGGCCAUGGGUUCCUAGGCCUACGGGCGGUAGUGUGCCUGCAAGGUCACAGCCCCAAACGACAGUUUUUGCCACCACUCCUCGUAUUCGUCCUACAGGUUCCAGGGAUCAGAAACGUUAGUGCGGUGGAUCAACCAGGGGGGUAAGGGUACACAGCGUGCCACACAAUUUGUAGUAGGAAUCAAUGUAUUGUAACUAAUAGCUUGGGACGAUUCUAGUGGGUUCUGGCAAAUGGAGGUGAGGGUAGCGAUACAUCGAUUUGGCGGGAUUCUCUAUGGUGAAAAAUGUAUUUGGG
Messenger RNA from Gaeumannomyces tritici R3-111a-1, 1544 nucleotides. RefSeq lists its product as hypothetical. Bases 139 to 789 code for a protein of 216 amino acids. The transcript has 2 exons. Gene Ontology annotation, biological process: mitotic DNA replication initiation. The record is from RefSeq and is a predicted model, not a curated record. Gene Ontology annotation, cellular component: GINS complex. NCBI's taxonomy places the organism in Eukaryota, Fungi, Ascomycota, Sordariomycetes, Magnaporthales, Magnaporthaceae.